Molecule: messenger RNA, 1161 nt
Organism: Ixodes scapularis (black-legged tick)
Lineage: Eukaryota; Metazoa; Arthropoda; Arachnida; Ixodida; Ixodidae
Exons: 6
Coding region: 115-1161 (348 amino acids)
Molecular function (GO): protein binding
Source: RefSeq, a predicted model, not a curated record
AAAUGGCGACGAGAAGUAAGUGAUGUCGCUUCCGAGGCGAGCCGCAAGACAUCAACACGGACAAGGACGCGGAGGUUCAGGUCUCCUGGGGUCGACGAGCAACGAGUGAGUGGCAUGGCCGUCCGUGGUCUCAAGAUCCUCGCUUGCAUCUGCCUGAUGUCGCUCCCGGGAUCUGUCUGGGCCGUCCGCAUCUCGCAGAUCUGGGCCAACAGCACCGCACUCCAGGUGCACUGGCGUCCCGGCGGCGGUCGCUUCUGCCUGUGCCACGCGACGGCCGAGCACUUCCAGCAGGGCCUGAGCUCGUUCGACUGCAUCCCGUACCACCGGGAGUCGCGCUGCGACAUGUCGGACUUCGGCAACUGCUCGGGCACCACAUCCGGGGGCCUGAGCUGCAGCGCCCAGAACGCCUCGGCGGGACCCUCGGUGCUCUCGGGGCUCAGGCCUGGCAUCACGUACGCCUUCUGCGCCAUCGACGGGAACCCGCUGGCCGCGUCGGGCUUCGACGACCACGCUCUCUGCACCCGCACCUGGACCAUGGACUCUGAGCUCAACUUCCGGGCCUCGGUGUACUCGAACUUCAUGGUGGGCUUAAAGUGGCGCAUGGGCAACGAGACCGAGCAGCUGCUCAACGUGCGCCUGUGCAGCUCGGCCGACGGCUGCGAGUUCGCCUGCAAGGACAACCUUAUCGACGUGCGCCGGGAGAAGUUCGUCGCCUGGGCCGACCUGACCACGCAGAAGUUGAGGAUGCAGGUCCGCCGCACCGACGGCGCCCUGCUCUACGAGAACGUCUUCGACUCGCGCAAGGAAACCCCGAACCGUCCCUGCUCAAUGACGGCGUCAGCGCUGGGCACGUCCACGGUGCGCGUGAGCUGGGAGCUAGACGGCGCCGCAGACGGCUUCGUGGUUUCCCACUGCUGGUUCCGGCUGUGUCGCAGCCGCGUGUACCCGGAGCCCACGCUGCGGCACGUGUACGUGAAUGGCCUGCUGUGCUGGAGCAGGUACCGCUUCUCCGUGGCCGCCUUCCGCACCAUCAACCGGACGGGAGUCGCGCUCAGCGAGCCCAUCCACGCGGAGGUGGACACCGGCGGCGGUGAGACGCGCUUCGAGCACAAGCAGCCGGAACGGCACACCACCUUCAAGAUAAAGAUAACAGGGUCGUAG